ACGGUGUCUCCUUCACUUCGCCCUCCAGCCGCUGCAGCUGCAACCAGAGUUUGUGUUGGUCGAAAGGCCUUAUCUGGGAGCGGAGCGGCACGGCGGCCCCCUUCAGGAGACCAUCAGAUCACCCCCUCCCGCUGCCUCGCCAUGGCGACCUACGGGCAGAGCUGCGCGCGGCCAAUGUGCAUUCCUCCAUCAUAUGCUGACCUUGGCAAAGCUGCAAGAGAUAUCUUCAACAAAGGAUUUGGUUUUGGGUUGGUGAAACUGGAUGUGAAAACAAAGUCAUGUAGUGGAGUGGAAUUUUCCACAUCUGGUUCAUCUAAUACAGACACUGGUAAAGUUACUGGGACCUUGGAGACCAAAUAUAAGUGGUGUGAGUAUGGUCUGACUUUUACAGAGAAAUGGAACACUGAUAACACUCUGGGAACAGAAAUAGCAAUCGAAGACCAGAUUUGUCAAGGUUUAAAAUUGACAUUUGAUACUACCUUCUCACCAAACACGGGAAAGAAAAGUGGUAAAAUCAAGUCUUCUUACAAGAGGGAGUGCAUAAACCUUGGUUGUGAUGUUGACUUUGAUUUUGCUGGACCUGCAAUCCAUGGUUCAGCUGUCUUUGGGUAUGAGGGCUGGCUUGCUGGUUACCAGAUGACCUUUGACAGUGCCAAAUCAAAACUGACACGGAAUAACUUUGCAGUGGGCUACAGGACUGGGGACUUCCAGUUACACACUAAUGUCAAUGAUGGAACAGAAUUUGGAGGAUCAAUUUAUCAGAAAGUAUGUGAAGAUCUUGACACUUCAGUAAACCUUGCUUGGACAUCAGGUACCAACUGUACUCAUUUUGGAAUUGCUGCUAAAUACCAGUUGGAUCCCACCGCUUCCAUUUCUGCAAAAGUUAACAACUCUAGUUUAAUUGGAGUGGGCUACACUCAGACUCUGAGGCCUGGUGUGAAGCUGACACUGUCUGCUCUGGUAGACGGGAAGAGCAUUAAUGCUGGAGGCCACAAACUUGGGCUUGCCCUGGAGCUGGAGGCUUAAUCCAGCUGAAGAAACCUCUGGGAAGGUAUAGCAGAUUUGGCCUUAAUAUAUUUCCAUUGUGACCAGCAGGCUUCCUCCCCCAUCCCACCCCCAGGAAGGUGAUCAACACAACGGAUGAUCUAAGCAGGAGCUGUGUUUUCAAUCCUGAGACAGUUACUUGUUCACUGGGUUCUGGUUCCAUUGGUUCUGUCUAGUUCCCAGGGCUGCAGUCGUGCAGUCUCACCUACACAUUAUUUAAAUGUAUUUACUGUUAAUGCGCCUACACCAAUAAUGAAAUAGACCUUUACCAAA
Chrysochloris asiatica (Cape golden mole) is the source of this 1317-nucleotide messenger RNA. It is a transcript of the gene VDAC2, whose product is annotated as voltage-dependent anion channel 2. Gene Ontology annotation, biological process: monoatomic anion transmembrane transport. NCBI's taxonomy places the organism in Eukaryota, Metazoa, Chordata, Mammalia, Afrosoricida, Chrysochloridae. Gene Ontology annotation, molecular function: voltage-gated monoatomic anion channel activity. Bases 142 to 1026 code for a protein of 294 amino acids. The record is from RefSeq and is a predicted model, not a curated record. Gene Ontology annotation, cellular component: mitochondrial outer membrane. The transcript is spliced from 10 exons.